CUUCACUGUGACAGCAGCCAAAUUGUCAGCUCCACACAAUGAAUGGAGGCAUUUGACCCUUUCCUAACCCCCAGCCCCGGGACUGACUGCACACACAACUCACACUCCCAGCAGUGAAGGUGUUAAACCCCAAAAAGGAGCUUGACACUAGUGUUUUUGCUCCACCCAGACAUUUUUCCCCCCCUCUCUAGAGCUCACAUUUCUGCUAAGGCAUGAAGGCAAGAAGAAGUACAGCUUCCUAUUAUCCCAAGUGACAGGGAGCCUGAGUGAAGCCGGGACCCUUCCUGCCAUGUCUCGGGGGCAAAAAGAAGCCUGAAGAGGUCUGAUCGCAUCUGGAGAUGGGGUUACUGGGGGUGGCCAGGAGGGCGACCCUUCUGCUGCUGCUGGUGGGGCUGCUGAUCCUGAAGAAGGCGAGCGGCUCCUGCGAUGACGUUCCAGAAUGCAGAUCAAUCAGUAUCCAAACCACAACGUCCCAGAUCACCGUGGCCAACAUGGCGCAGGGGUUUGCCCUGCAGAAUAUUACGUAUUUAAACGGGACAGUUCCCCCAUCAUCUUCUAUCAGUAAUAACGUAUCUGUAACGGGUUUAACGUCUGGCACUCGAUUCUUACUCCAGUACGGAAACUCCUCACUAAGAUGCUGCCAGAACGUUACAACAAAACCCAUGGUGAUAAACCAGCUCCGAGACAAUAUUGUGACUUCAGAUUCUAUAUCCCUGACUUGGAUUAAACCUAAUGAGUAUAACAGUGAUUACUCCUACCGAGUACAAGCCAACUCAUCGGCUGGGAUGCUGAUCAAUGAAACAAUCGUAACAUCUGAGUCAGUUACAGUAACUAAUCUGACACCCGGGGAAACAUAUACAUUCACCGUGUUUACAAGAGCGGCCGAUGGCAUCACCGAGAGUCAGCCGGCCUCGUAUACGACCUGCACAUUACCCGGAGCCCCUCAGAAUAUCUCAGUCCAACAUUACAAUUCUACGAAUUCCCUUCUGGUGACCUGGAUAGAACCACCAGGGAAAGUGAGUUAUUACAAUGUUACUCUGAGAGGAGUCGUCAAUCAAACAACCCAAACUAAUUCUACCCGAGUGAAUUUCAACGACUUACUCCCGGGCAGAGAAUACUCGGUCACUAUACAGACAGUGAGCGGGACCUGCAGCCGGACAUCAGAUCCAGUGAAGGAGGCCACGUACCCGACCCCUCCAGGCCCCAUAACCUUUCUCUCCAUUGGAACAAAGAGCGUUUCAUUGUCCUGGGGAGACCCAAUAAAUAUGACCAACGCGGAGAAGUUUUUUAAUAUAACUUAUAGGACUUCUUCAGAUACAAGGAGUGUCUCAAGUAACGUGUCAAACAUCAACCUCCAGAACCUCACAUCUGGGACAAAGUACACUAUUUCUGUAGUAACAGUUGGAGCCCGGGAGUAUCAGAGUCCUGCUGUCAGUAGAGAUGUUUACACGAAACCCAUGGUGAUAAACCAGCUCCAAAACAAUAUGACUUCAGAAUCUAUAUCCCUGACUUGGAAUAAAUCUGAUGAGUAUAACAGUGAUUACUCCUACCGAGUACAAACCAACUCAUCGGCUGGGAUGCUGGUCAAUGAAACAAUCGUAAGAUCUGAAUCAGUUACAGUAACUAAUCUGACAGCCGGGGAAACGUAUACAUUCACCGUGUUUACAAGAGCGGCCGAUGGCGUCACCGAGAGUCAGCCGGCCUCGUAUACGACCUGCACAUUACCCGGCACCCCUCAGAAUAUCUCAGUCCAACAUUACAAUUCCACGAAUUCCCUUCUGGUGACCUGGAUAGAACCACCAGGGAAAGUGAGUUAUUACAAUGUUACUCUGAGAGGAGUCGUCAGUCAAAUAACCCAAACUAAUUCUACAGGAGUGAAUUUCACCGACUUACUCCCGGGCAGAGAAUACUCGGUCACUAUACUGACAGUGAGCGGGACCUGCAGCCGGACAUCAGAUCCAGUGAAGGAGGCCACGUACCCGACCCCUCCAGGCGCCAUAACCUUUCUCUCCAUUGAAACAAAGAGCGUUUCAUUGUCCUGGGGAGACCCAAUAAAUAUGACCAACGCGGAGAAGUUUUUUAAUAUAACUUAUAGGACUUCUUCAGAUACAAGGAGUGUCUCAAGUAACGUGUCAAACAUCAACCUCCAGAACCUCACAUCUGGGACAAAGUACACUUUUUCUGUAGUAACAGUUGGAGCCCGGGAGUAUCAGAGUUCUGCUGUCAGUAGAGAUGUUUACACAAAACCCAUGGUGAUAAACCAGCUGCGAGAGAACAUUGUGACUUCAGAUUCUAUAUCCCUGACUUGGAAUAAAUCUGAUGAGUAUAACAGUGAUUACUCCUACCGAGUACAAACCAACUUAUCGGCUGGGAUGCUGAUCAAUGAAACAAUCGUAAGAUCUGAAUCAGUUACAGUAACUAAUCUGACAGCCGGGGAAACGUAUACAUUCACCGUGUUUACAAGAGCAGCCGAUGGCAUCACCGAGAGUCAGCCGACCUCGUAUACGACCUGCACAUUACCCGGCGCCCCUCAGAAUAUCUCAGUCCAACAUUACAAUUCUAUGAAUUCCCUUCUGGUGACCUGGAUAGAACCACCAGGGAAAGUGAGUUAUUACAAUGUUACUCUGAGAGGAGUCGUCAAUCAAACAACCCAAACGAAUUCUCCCCGAGUGAAUUUCACCGACUUACUCCCGGGCAGAGAAUACUCGGUCACUAUACUGACAGUGAGCGGGACCUGCAGCCGGACAUCAGAUCCAGUGAAGGAGGCCACGUACCCGACCCCUCCAGGCUCCAUAACCUUUCUCUCCAUUGGAACAAAGAGCGUUUCAUUGUUGUGGGGAGACACAAUAAAUAUGACCAACACAGAGAAGUCUUUUAAUGUAACUUAUAGGACUUCUUCAGAUACAAGGAGUGUCUCAAGUAACGUGUCAAACAUCAACCUCCAGAACCUCACAUCUGGGACAAAGUACACUAUUUCUGUAGUAACAGUUGGAGCCCGGGAGUAUCAGAGUUCUGCUGUCAGUAGAGAUGUUUACACAAAACCCAUGGUGAUAAACCAGCUGCAAAAGAACAAUUUGACUUCAGAAUCUAUAUCCCUGACUUGGAAUAAAUCUAAUGAGUAUAACAGUGAUUACUCCUACCGAGUACAAACCAACUCAUCGGCUGGGAUGCUGAUCAAUGAAACUAUCGUAAGAUCUGAAUCAGUUACAGUAACUAAUCUGACACCCGGGGAAACGUAUACAUUCACCGUGUUUACAAGAGCGGCCGAUGGCGUCACCGAGAGUCAGCCGGCCUCGUAUACGACCUGCACAUUACCCGGCACCCCUCAGAAUAUCUCAGUCCAACAUUACAAUUCCACGAAUUCCCUUCUGGUGACCUGGAUAGAACCACCAGGGAAAGUGAGUUAUUACAAUGUUACUCUGAGAGGAGUCGUCAGUCAAAUAACCCAAACUAAUUCUACAGGAGUGAAUUUCACCGACUUACUCCCGGGCAGAGAAUACUCGGUCACUAUACUGACAGUGAGCGGGACCUGCAGCCGGACAUCAGAUCCAGUGAAGGAGGCCACGUACCCGACCCCUCCAGGCGCCAUAACCUUUCUCUCCAUUGAAACAAAGAGCGUUUCAUUGUCCUGGGGAGACCCAAUAAAUAUGACCAACGCGGAGAAGUUUUUUAAUAUAACUUAUAGGACUUCUUCAGAUACAAGGAGUGUCUCAAGUAACGUGUCAAACAUCAACCUCCAGAACCUCACAUCUGGGACAAAGUACACUUUUUCUGUAGUAACAGUUGGAGCCCGGGAGUAUCAGAGUUCUGCUGUCAGUAGAGAUGUUUACACAAAACCCAUGGUGAUAAACCAGCUGCGAGAGAACAUUGUGACUUCAGAUUCUAUAUCCCUGACUUGGAAUAAAUCUGAUGAGUAUAACAGUGAUUACUCCUACCGAGUACAAACCAACUUAUCGGCUGGGAUGCUGAUCAAUGAAACAAUCGUAAGAUCUGAAUCAGUUACAGUAACUAAUCUGACAGCCGGGGAAACGUAUACAUUCACCGUGUUUACAAGAGCAGCCGAUGGCAUCACCGAGAGUCAGCCGACCUCGUAUACGACCUGCACAUUACCCGGCGCCCCUCAGAAUAUCUCAGUCCAACAUUACAAUUCUAUGAAUUCCCUUCUGGUGACCUGGAUAGAACCACCAGGGAAAGUGAGUUAUUACAAUGUUACUCUGAGAGGAGUCGUCAAUCAAACAACCCAAACGAAUUCUCCCCGAGUGAAUUUCACCGACUUACUCCCGGGCAGAGAAUACUCGGUCACUAUACUGACAGUGAGCGGGACCUGCAGCCGGACAUCAGAUCCAGUGAAGGAGGCCACGUACCCGACCCCUCCAGGCUCCAUAACCUUUCUCUCCAUUGGAACAAAGAGCGUUUCAUUGUCGUGGGGAGACACAAUAAAUAUGACCAACACAGAGAAGUCUUUUAAUGUAACUUAUAGGACUUCUUCAGAUACAAGGAGUGUCUCAAGUAACGUGUCAAACAUCAACCUCCAGAACCUCACAUCUGGGACAAAGUACACUAUUUCUGUAGUAACAGUUGGAGCCCGGGAGUAUCAGAGUUCUGCUGUCAGUAGAGAUGUUUACACAAAACCCAUGGUGAUAAACCAGCUGCAAAAGAACAAUUUGACUUCAGAAUCUAUAUCCCUGACUUGGAAUAAAUCUAAUGAGUAUAACAGUGAUUACUCCUACCGAGUACAAACCAACUCAUCGGCUGGGAUGCUGAUCAAUGAAACAAUCGUAAGAUCUGAAUCAGUUACAGUAACUAAUCUGACACCCGGGGAAACGUAUACAUUCACCGUGUUUACAAGAGCGGCCGAUGGCCUCACCGAGAGUCAGCCGACCUCGUAUACGACCUGCACAUGUGAGUACUUACCCAGAGACCCUCAGAAUAUCUCAGUCCAACAUUACAAUUCCACGAAUUCCCUUCUGGUGACCUGGAUAGAACCACCAGGGAAAGUGAGUUAUUACAAUGUUACUCUGAGAGGAGUCGUCAAUCAAACAACCCAAACUAAUUCUACCCGAGUGAAUUUCACCGACUUACUCCCGGGCAGAGAAUACUCGGUCACUAUACAGACAGUGAGCGGGACCUGCAGCCGGACAUCAGAUCCAGUGAAGGAGGCCACGUACCCGACCCCUCCAGGCUCCAUAACCUUUCUCUCCAUUGGAACAAAGACCGUUUCAUUGUCCUGGGGAGACCCAAUAAAUAUGACCAACGCGGAGAAGUUUUUUAAUAUAACUUAUAGAACUUCUUCAGAUACAAGGAGUGUCUCAAGUAACGUGUCAAACAUCAACCUCCAGAACCUCACAUCUGGGACAAAGUACACUAUUUCUGUAGUAACAGUUGGAGCCCGAGAGUAUCAGAGUUCUGCUGUCAGUAGAGAUGUUUACACAAAACCCAUGGUGAUAAACCAGCUGCAAAAGAACAAUUUGACUUCAGAAUCUAUAUCUCUGACUUGGAAUAAAUCUGAUGAGUAUAACAGUGAUUACUCCUACCGAGUACAAACCAACUCAUCGGCUGGGAUGCUGAUCAAUGAAACUAUCGUAAGAUCUGAAUCAGUUACAGUAACUAAUCUGACAGCCGGGGAAACGUAUACAUUCACCGUGUUUACAAGAGCGGCCGAUGGCGUCACCGAGAGUCAGCCGGCCUCCUAUACGACCUGCACAUUACCCGGCACCCCUCAGAAUAUCUCAAUCCAACAUCACAAUUCUAUGAAUUCCCUUCUGGUGACCUGGAUAGAACCACCAGGGAAAGUGAGUUAUUACAAUGUUACUCUGAGAGGAGUCGUCAAUCAAACAACCCAAACUAAUUCUACCCGAGUGAAUUUCACCGACUUACUCCCGGGCAGAGAAUACUCGGUCACUAUACAGACAGUGAGCGGGACCUGCAGCCGGACAUCAGAUCCAGUGAAGGAGGCCACGUACCCGACCCCUCCAGGCCCCAUAACCUUUCUCUCCAUUGAAACAAAGAGCGUUUCAUUGUCCUGGGGAGACCCAAUAAAUAUGACCAACGCAGAGAAGUUUUUUAAUAUAACUUAUAGGACUUCUUCAGAUACAAGGAGUGUCUCAAGUAACGUGUCAAACAUCAACCUCCAGAACCUCACAUCUGGGACAAAGUACACUAUUUCUGUAGUAACAGUUGGAGCCCGGGAGUAUCAGAGUUCUGCUGUCAGUAGAGAUGUUUACACAAAACCCAUGGUGAUAAACCAGCUGCGAGAGAACAUUGUGACUUCAGAAUCUAUAUCCCUGACUUGGAAUAAAUCUGAUGAGUAUAACAGUGAUUACUCCUACCGAGUACAAACCAACUCAUCGGCUGGGAUGCUGAUCAAUGAAACAAUCGUAAGAUCUGAAUCAGUUACAGUAACUAAUCUGACAGCCGGGGAAACGUAUACAUUCACCGUGUUUACAAGAGCGGCCGAUGGCAUCACCGAGAGUCAGCCGGCCUCGUAUACGACCUGCACAUUACCCGGCACCCCUCAGAAUAUCUCAGUCCAACAUUACAAUUCUAUGAAUUCCCUUCUGGUGACCUGGAUAGAACCACCAGGGAAAGUGAGUUAUUACAAUGUUACUCUGAGAGGAGUCGUCAAUCAAACAACCCAAACUAAUUCUACCCGAGUGAAUUUCACCGACUUACUCCCGGGCAGAGAAUACUCGGUCACUAUACAGACAGUGAGCGGGACCUGCAGCCGGACAUCAGAUCCAGUGAAGGAGGCCACGUACCCGACCUCUCCAGGCGCCAUAACCUUUCUCUCCAUUGAAACAAAGAGCGUUUCAUUGUCGUGGGGAGACCCAAUAAAUAUGACCAACGCGGAGAAGUUUUUUAAUAUAACUUAUAGGACUUCUUCAGAUACAAGGAGUGUCUCAAGUAACGUGUCAAACAUCAACCUCCAGAACCUCACAUCUGGGACAAAGUACACUAUUUCUGUAGUAACAGUUGGAGCCCGGGAGUAUCAGAGUUCUGCUGUCAGUAGAGAUGUUUACACAAAACCCAUGGUGAUAAACCAGCUCCAAAACAAUGUGACUUCAGAAUCUAUAUCCCUGACUUGGAAUAAACCUAAUGAGUAUAACAAUGAUUACUCCUACCGAGUACAAGCCAACUCAUCGGCUGGGAUGCUGAUCAAUGAAACUAUCGUAAGAUCUGAAUCAGUUACAGUAACUAAUCUGACACCCGGGGAAACGUAUACAUUCACCGUGUUUACAAGAGCGGCCGAUGGUGUCACCGAGAGUCAGCCGGCCUCGUAUACGACCUGCACUGUACCUGGGAUUCCUGGAAAUAUCAUCGUGAAAAAUAACAAUUCUACGAAUUCCAUUCUGGUGACCUGGGUAGAACCACCAGGGAAAGUGAGUUAUUACAAUGUUACUCUAAGAGGAGUCGUCAGUCAAACAACCCAAGCUAAUUCUACCCGAGUGAAUUUCACCGACUUACUCCCGGGCAGAGAAUACUCGGUCACUAUACUGACAGUGAGCGGGAACUGCAGCCGGACAUCAGAUCCAGUGAAGGAGGCCACGUACCCGACCCCUCCAGGCUCCAUAACCUUUCUCUCCAUUGAAACAAAGAGCAUUUCAUUGUCCUGGGGAGACCCAAUAAAUAUGACCAACGCGGAGAAGUCUUUUAAUGUAACUUAUAGAACUUCUUCAGGUACAAGGAGUGUCUCAAGUAACGUGUCAAACAUCAACCUCCAGAACCUCACAUCUGGGACAAAGUACACUAUUUCUGUAGUAACAGUUGGAGCCCGGGAGUAUCAGAGUUCUGCUGUCAGCAGAGAUGUUUACACAAUACCUGGUUUAGUGGGAUCCAGAAAUAUCCAGUUGACCAAUAUGAAUUCCACUAAUUUCCUUCACGUUAAUUGGACAAAAUCAGAUGGAAUAGUGAGUUAUUACAAUGUUACUCUAAACGGAGACGUCAAUAGAACGAUCCAAACGAAUUCUACCACAGCGGAUUUCCCCAACUUACUCCCGGGCAGAGAAUACUCGGUCAUCAUACAGACAGUGAGCGGGACCUGCAGCCGGACGUCAGAUCCAGUGACUGAGGCCACGUACCCGACUCCUCCAGGCACCAUAACCUCUCUCUCCACCGGAACAAGCAGCGUUUCAUUCUCCUGGGGAGACCCAAUAAAUAUGAAGAAUGCAACAAAGUCUUUUAAUGUAACUUAUAGGAAUUCUUCAGGCACAUGGAGUGUCUCAAGUAACGCGUCAAACAUCAACCUCCAGAACCUCACAUCUGGGACUAAGUACACUAUUUCUGUAGUAACAGUUGGUGCACAGAAGUAUCAGAGUUCUGCUGUCAGCACAGAUGUUUACACAAUUCCAGGAGUUUCUCAGAAUAUCAUCGUGAAAAACAACAAUUCUAUCAAUUCCCUUUUGGUGACCUGGAUAGAACCACCAGGGACAGUGAGUUAUUACAAUGUUACUCUGAGAGGAGUCGUCAAUCAAACAACCCAAACUAAUUCUACCGGAGUGAAGUUCAACGACUUACUCCCGGGCAGAGAAUACUCGGUCACUAUACAGACAGUGAGCGGGACCUGCAGCCGGACGUCAGAUCCAGUGACUGAGGCCACGUACCCAACCCCUCCAGGCUCCAUACCCUCUCUUUCCCCUGGAACAAACAAUGUUUCAUUGUCCUGGGGAGACCCAAUAGAAAUGACCAACGCGGAGAAGUCUUUUAAUGUAACUUAUAGGAAUUCUUCAGGGGCAUGGAGUGUCUCAAGUAACGUGUCAAACAUUACCCUUCAGAAUCUCAGAUCUGGGACAAAGUACACUAUUUCUGUAGUAACAGUUGGAGCCCAGAAGUAUCAGAGUUCUGCUGUCAGCACAGAUGUUUACACAACCCCGAUGCCUGUAAGAAAUCUCAGGGCCAUAAAUGCGACUUCAGGUUAUGUUUUUCUGAUUUGGGAUACCCCUGAUGAGUAUAACAGUGAUUACUCCUACCGAGUACAAACCAAGUCAUCGUCCGGGAACCUGAUCAAUGAAACAACCGUAAGAUCUGAACUAUAUAAUGUAACAAAUCUAGUUGCCGGGGAAACGUAUACAUUCACCGUAUUUACAAGAGCGGGCGAUAACAUAACCGAGAGUCAGCCGGCCUCGUAUACGACCUGCACCGUUCCAGGAGUUUCUCAGAAUAUCAUCGUGAAAAACAACAAUUCUAUCAAUUCCCUUUUGGUGACCUGGAUAGAACCACCAGGGAAAGUGAGUUAUUACAAUGUUACUCUGAGAGGAGUCGUCAAUCAAACAACCCAAACUAAUUCUACCCGAGUGAAUUUCACCGACUUACUCCCGGGCAGAGAAUACUCGGUCACUAUACAGACAGUGAGCGGGACCUGCAGCCGGACGUCAGAUCCAGUGAAGGAGGCCACGUACCCGACCCCUCCAGGCUCCAUAACCGCUCUUUCCACUGGAACAAACAAUGUUUCAUUGUCCUGGGGAGACCCAAUAGAAAUGACCAACGCGGAGAAGUCUUUUAAUGUAACUUAUAGGAAUUCUUCAGGGGCAUGGAGUGUCUCAAGUAACGUGUCAAACAUCAACCUCCAGAAUCUCAGAUCUGGGACUAAUUACACUAUUUCUGUAGUAACAGUUGGUGCCCAGAAAUAUCAGAGUUCUCCUGUCAGUGAAGACGUCUGCACGGGUAAGUUUCCUUUAUAUGCCUCAUUUUGGGCACCUGUUAAACCACAAAUGGAAUAUAGAAACUCCCGCAUAAACACGAUUUCAGCUGUAAAUUGCAUCAUUAAAGGUUUAAUGUUUUGUGACUUCUCUUCACAUCACAACUAUCCUACUGUAACUUCAGCCGGAGAUUUUUUUUUUUUAAAAAUGUUUCCCGCAGCUGUUCUUUCCUUUAGUUGUGCUGCUUUUUUUGGACAGGCUUCCCUCUCAUUGAAGUGGACAUGUCCUGACACCUUGUUCACUAACUUUGGUCUGACGCUAACUAGUCAAGGGUCAUUCAGAGAACUAAAUAUCUCUAGGAACUGCAGUGCUGGGUCACCAGAAUUUAAUGUCACAGAUUUAAUGUUUUUUACUGAAUACUCCAUAAGUAUCACCACGUUGGCCUGCAAGAAAGCAAGUGAUGCUAAAAUUUCUUCUUGUCAGACUUCAAUAGGAAGACCGCCAGAUAUAAAUACGCAGAUUAUAGAGCUGGCCGGACCCUCUUUAUAUGAUCAAUUCGAUAUUACAUUCCGUGAAUUUAAUGACUCAAAUGGACGCAUAGUAGCUUACGCUGUCAUCGUCACUGUGGGAAUUAAUGUUACCGGCCAAAAACCUCGUCCAGGUAUACUCUCCAAGACAUAUUCUGAUCAUAAAACCGGGUCCACAAACACGUAUGUCACACGUAUCGUGAAUACCACACAGAGGACAACGAGUGGAAAUGGUCUAAUAACAGUGCGGGUCGGAGACGGGUCUUCCACACGUGCCUAUACUAAUGGACCUCUGGCACCAUUAACAUCUUACUGGAUCAGUAUUGCUGGGUUUACGGCCAUUAACGACGGCAUGAUUAUGGAAGAUCAGUCCUUACUAUCCUAUUGUCCAUAUUCAUCCGAAUUUAAGACACCUGAGAAUACAGGUGUUAUCAUAGGUGCCGUGGUGGGAUGUAUCCUUGGAGUAGCUGCUAUCAGUAUCAUGGGAUCUUUUAUCUGGUGGAAAAGAAGACAAGGAGGAAAGAAGAAACGUGACUUCUUUGAGAACAAAAUGAAAAAUGUUGCAUAUAUUUUACGGAAUUUUUGGUUUGAAAGUGAUUCUAAACGGCUCCUGUUGUUUAAUAACAGGUCGCAGUCGAUAAGGUGCGUCAGCUUUGCCUCCCACUUCGCUAAGCAGCAGGCGGAUAUGAAUCUAGGCUUUAGCAGAGACUACGAGCGCCUUGCAUCUGUUGGGGUCACUCAAUCCAAAACGGCAGCUGAAGAUCCCGAAAAUAGGAGAAAGAACCGAUAUACCAAUGUUUUGCCAUACGACGUAUCUCGUGUUAAACUUUCCAUUAAGGACAACCCGACAGACGAUUACAUCAACGCGAACUACAUUCCUGGGUACAGGUCAGAUAAAGAGUUCAUCGCAGCACAGGGACCUUUGCCGCACACAGUGAAUGAUUUCUGGAGGAUGAUUUGGGAAAAGAACAUACGUACCAUUGUUAUUGUAACGAAAUGCGUGGAAUCUGGAAAGGUAAAAUGUGAGGAGUAUUGGCCUACAGGACGAGCAGCGCAUUUCGACAAAUUAGUAGUAUCUUUGAAAGGAGAAAGUGUCUUCCCUGAAUGGACGAUCCGAAAUUUCACAGUGACAAAUAAGACCAACAAAGAAAUUCAAGUGCGUCAAUUUCAUUUUACUGCCUGGCCGGACCACGGCGUUCCGAAGACAGCAAAUAUUCUGAUAAGCUUUAGGAACAUCGUCUGCGACUACACAAAACUCAUCCCCGACUCUCCGAUACUGGUGCACUGCAGUGCUGGGGUCGGCAGGACGGGUACUUUCAUUGCACUCGAUCGCGUAAUAAGACAAAUUGAAGCCGAGGACAAGUUAGACAUUUUUGGAGCUGUAUAUGAUCUUCGAAUGCAUCGCGUACUGAUGGUUCAGACCGAGAGUCAGUACAUCUUCCUGAAUCAAUGUGCGUUGGAUUUUAUCAAAGCCAAAGAAGACAAACCGGACCUUAUUUACCAAAACACCGCAGAAAUUUAUGAAAAUAUUUACCCGUCUCUUGGGGUCUUAAGAACAAACAUUUGAUGAGAGAGCCGCUUGAUGAUCUGACCUCAUGCAGGAAUAACUCUCGAGGAACUGCUACAAUGUUUCUGGCAUCCCAAGACAUAUCUGAAGAAAAGGAAAAGCACUUUCAAGGACUACUUGUUAAAAAAAAAGUUUUCAAAAAAAUACUUUAUUUCUAAUAAUUUAAUGUAUGGAAUGGUGUAAAUUUAUUUUUUUCUAGAAUCUGCUGGUAGGAUGGACUGUAUCUUAUUAUAUUAUUUCGGGAAAGGGAAAUAUUUUAUCGGACUGCGUCACAUUGAAAUGACAUUGAACCAAAAGUGAUUUUUUUCUAAUUGUUAUUGCACAUUUUUUUCAUGGGCGGAUUUCAGAAAGUUUACAUGAUAUUGGAAUAUGUUUUAAAGGAAAGUUCUGCUGUUUCUAGAAAUGUACAUUAAUGAAAGGUUAGAGCUUCAGCACAAAAUUUCCUCUAAAAUUAAGGAGAAUUACCUAAAAAAGAAAAUGAAAUAUUUUUUUGGGAUCCAAUAAUCAGAAUUGGAAUAUUAUUAUUUUUAUUUAUUGGCGCUAUAAGCUUGGCGUCUUCUUUUUAUUGGAAAGGUCUAACGAGGCAGCUUUUGAGAUCCUACUUGAAACCUGAUAUCCGGAACACUGAAUAAUUUAUACAACUUGAAACUCUGUUUAUUAAAUACUUUAAAUUCAAUAUCAUCGCAAAAAGAA
Molecule: messenger RNA, 12422 nt
Organism: Spea bombifrons (plains spadefoot toad)
Lineage: Eukaryota; Metazoa; Chordata; Amphibia; Anura; Pelobatidae
Product: titin-like
Exons: 52
Coding region: 339-11729 (3796 amino acids)
Biological process (GO): protein dephosphorylation; angiogenesis
Molecular function (GO): cadherin binding; protein tyrosine phosphatase activity
Source: RefSeq, a predicted model, not a curated record